CUCAAGGUUGGCAGCCGAAAGUUCUGACAGUUUGAACAGACGACGGAUUUAAGUCUUGGAGUGAGAAGGCUUUUCAUUAUUUUGUAGGAAGUUGUUUUCCAGAAGAACAAGAUGUCGUCGAGCGGUCCGCACAUACGAGAUAAUAGUGAUGGAACAAUCACAGUACAGUACCAACCUAAAGAGGUUGGAAGACAUGAAGUGUUAAUGGAACAUAAUGGAGCAGCUGUAAAUGGUAGCCCGUUCCAAUGUGUAGUUGAUUCUGUGGGUGGUGGAUAUGUAACAGCCUUUGGUAAAGGUUUAGUUGGAGGUCAAAGUGGAGAAAGUGUUGAUUUUACAGUUGUCGCCAUACAAGGCCAUUCCAAGGACCUGACCGUAAAUAUUGAUGGACCUGGUAAAGUAGAUUUAUCAAGGAAAGAUAACCCCGAUGGUUCCAUUAACUUUAGCUUCCGACCUAUGACCCCUGGUGCCUACAGUUUAAAUAUUAAAUAUAAUGGCAAACAUAUCAAAGGAUCGCCUUUCACCGCUAAAGUAUCAGGUGAAGGCAGAAAACGUUCUCAGUUAUCACUGGGUAACAGCAGUGAAUACAAUUUGAAGAUUGUAGAAGCCAAUUCUGUUAAUCUGUCAGGAAGUAUGAAAUUACCUGACGGUACUGUAGAACCAAUCAUCUUGAAGAAACUUGGUGAUGGUGAAUUGGGUAUUGCCUCGUUCAACCCUAAGAAGAAAGGAGCAUACAAAGUCAACAUAUAUCAUGACGAAAAGCCAAUCAAGGGCAGUCCUUAUACUAUUGAUGUAGGUGAUAAAGAAUUGGGUCAUGCUGCAAAAGUCCAUGUUACUGGUGCUGUGACUGAUGCUAGUGCUAACUCGCCAAAUACACUUGAAAUUGACACAUCUAACGCUGGUUAUGGUGGUCUUAGUGUAGCCAUUGAAGGUGGUCAUCGUUCGGAGAUUGAUUGUAUUGAAGUUAAUGACAGGAAAUAUACUAUUCAGUAUGCUCCUCAUGAACCGGGAAUAUACAUCCUUAAUAUCAGAUUCGCUGAUGAGCAUAUACCAGGCAGUCCAUUUUUAUUGGACGUCAAGGGUAAUCCAUCUGGUCGUAUUCGUGAAACAGUUCAGAAGCAAAUGGAAGCUGCUGAAGCAUCUUCUCCUGGCAAACAAUGUACCUUCAUCCUCAAGAUACCUGGUACCAACCCCUUUGAUAUGGAGGCUUCAAUCACCAACCCUGAUGGACAAACUGAACUAUGUGAUGUAGUAGAUGAGGACGAUUUCCAUUAUUUGAUUCAUUUUAAGCCUGAUAUUGAAGGAACGCAUAUCUUGAGUGUCAAACACAAGGGUGUGCAUGUUGCAGGUAGUCCAUUCCCGUAUUCUGUUGGACAUUUAAGCCAGGGUGGUGCCCAUAAAGUACAAGCUGGAGGUCCUGGUCUAGAACGUGGAGAAGUUGGCACCGCAAAUGACUUCAAUAUUUAUACCCGUGAGGCUGGACCAGGUAAUCUGUCUAUAUCCAUAGAAGGUUCAUCUAAAUCUGUUAUAACACUAGAAGACCGACCGAAUGGUUCACUUGGUUGUUCGUACAGCUGUAAAAGUCCAGGUAAAUAUGGUAUCCAUAUCAAGUUUGAUGACCAGCAUAUCCCCGGAUCACCAUUUAUUCUAAACGUUGCACCAGAUAGUGGAGAGGCUAAAUCUGUGUCCGUUCAUUCACUUAAAGAUAGAGGGUUACAGAUUGAUAAACCAACCACCUUCUCUGUCAACCUGAAUGGAGCUAGUGGAACUAUUCACGCCACUAUCAGAUCACCAACCGGUGGACAUGAGGAUUGUUUUAUUCAAGAAAUGGACAAAGGCUGCUAUGCCGUGCGUUUUAUACCCAAGGAAAACGGUGUCCACUACAUAGAUAUUAGAUUGAACGAUGCUCACAUCCCAGACAGUCCGUUUGCUAUAAUGGUUGGUCAAAGUGGUGCCGAUCCUGCCCUUAUUAUAGCGACCGGAAAUGGUCUUGAAACAGGAAAAUGCAGUAAGUAA
Patella vulgata (common limpet) is the source of this 2013-nucleotide messenger RNA. Its product is annotated as filamin-A. The transcript is spliced from 13 exons. The record is from RefSeq and is a predicted model, not a curated record. Bases 112 to 2013 code for a protein of 633 amino acids. Lineage: Eukaryota; Metazoa; Mollusca; Gastropoda; Patellidae. Gene Ontology annotation, biological process: actin cytoskeleton organization. Gene Ontology annotation, molecular function: actin filament binding.